This is a messenger RNA of Iphiclides podalirius (scarce swallowtail), 1578 nucleotides long. The record is from the annotation of a GenBank genome assembly. NCBI's taxonomy places the organism in Eukaryota, Metazoa, Arthropoda, Insecta, Lepidoptera, Papilionidae.
AUGAAAAGUGAAAAAAAAUCUGAAGUGAAGUCCAAUGAAUAUCGCAACAUAGGGAACGAAGCGUUUAAAGCAGGAAAUGGGAAGAAAGCAGUGGAACUGUACAAUAGAGCAUUAAUGUACGCCCCGAACAAAUCAAGAUCCAUGCUAUUAGCAUACAGCAACAGAUCUGCAGUUCUGUACAAAAACGAGUAUUAUAUCGAAUGUUUAGUCGACAUCGAUACGUGUUUCCGGCUCGGUUGCCCGCCAGAUAUUGUCGAAAAGUUAAAUAACAGGAAGCAGUUGGCAUCUCAAUAUAUCACCUCGGCGAAGGUCAUUAUAGAUAACCUCCUAGGGAUCUGUUCGAAAUUCUUUCAAAUAGGGAACCGCAACGCCGAGGUGCCUUGUGCUAGCGCCGAUGUCGACGUUGUCGUGACGGACGGUGUGCCAAAGAUAACAGCGGCGAAUGACAUAAAGAUCGGGACAGUCUUGGCCGUGGAGACCUCAUUCGUCGCAUGCAACGACGAAACCAAUAUUGUACACGCGUGCCAUUACUGCCACAACAUGUCGUUCAACCUGAUACCGUGCGACGGCUGUUGUUUCGUACUCUUCUGCGGCGAGCGCUGCAAGCAGACCUGCAUGAGGGAGUACCACUCCAUCGAGUGUCAAAUCAUGGAGUUUAGCAAGGCAUCUAUUUACAGCCCUAUGGGCAAACUGACGUUUAGGGGUGCGCUGAAAUUCGUUGGGCUGUGCGACACGUGGAAGGAGGUGAUCGAGGAGGCGCAAUGCAUAGGCAAGAAGCGGAGGCUCCGCAGCACUGCGACGGAAAUGUUCGACGUCGGCAACAAGCUGAGCAUCCUAAAUUACGAAGAGGAUCACGUCUUUGUGUAUGGGUCCAUGUUCUUGUCAUGUUUCACCUGUGCAUCCGUAAUUCACACCCUCGAGGGGCUGCCAUCGUAUUUUCCCCGGCCGGUCCGCGAGAGGGCGCUCGCUAAGAGGGCGCUCGCUAGGAUUUUGAUGUACCUCACGUUAUUCGCAGUGCCCACGGAGGUCACACUCACCUUGUGGAACAAGAAGGUUGAUCUGACGCUCACGCAGUCGAUACCGAACCACGGUUGGUACCCGUUCAUCGGUAAGCUGCGAAACUCCUGCACGCCCAAUGCCCUCAUCAUGCACCUCAAUAAUAGAGCUGUGCUGAUGGCAUUGCAGCCAAUCAAAAAAGGAUCUGAGUUGACCGUUUCCCACAUGGGUCAUUACUUAGACAAACAACUUACACCCUACCAGAAAAACUACUUAUCAUUCAGGUUAUUCGGCAGAGUCUGUGGGUGCUACAUUUGCUCUGGUGAAUGGAAGACGAAAACUAAAGAUUGUGUUUUAACCGAAACACAACUUGCCGAUUACAAAGAAUACAUACUUAAAUAUGACAAGGGUCUAUGCCUGAUGACAAUGUCGACUGCAUUCCCCAAACUAUGCGAGGCAAUGACUUCCCUGAACGAUGUGCCCUUUUCAACGGAGUACAUGAAACUGUACACUGAAUUUCGCAAGUACAUUAUGAGCGUGGAACAGUGUGUUACUGCUAAUUUAGUUUUUGGCGCCCCCAUA